Molecule: messenger RNA, 811 nt
Organism: Ictidomys tridecemlineatus (thirteen-lined ground squirrel)
Lineage: Eukaryota; Metazoa; Chordata; Mammalia; Rodentia; Sciuridae
Product: histone H2B type 1-A
Cellular component (GO): nucleosome
Molecular function (GO): DNA binding; structural constituent of chromatin; protein heterodimerization activity
Source: RefSeq, a predicted model, not a curated record
GCUUGCCACGUCCAGACAUCUCCGCAGAAAGGGUCUGCUGCAAACGGAGAAUUUGCCCCAAACCCGGUCUAUUUAUAGUCUAAUCGCAGGUUGUCCUCGCCACCUGAUUGGCUAUGACUGCAGAGCCAAUCAGAAAGUCUUACUGGAGACACUUCAUUUGCAUACUCGCCACUGCUGUCGUCCAAUCAGAUAGUGUUUGCCCUUACGUCAUUCCAGCCUUGUGCCUAUAAAUACCACUCUUCCCAGCCUCAAGUGGCGUUUUCUUUUUGGCUUCUCCUGGGAGCCGUCGUGUUUGAGCUGUUAACGUUGUAAAGCUACUUACCAGCCAUGCCGGAGUUGUCUUGUAAAGGUACUACGAUAUCCAAGAAGGGCUUCAAGAAAGCUGUCACGAAGACUCAGAAGAAGGAGGGAAAGAAGCGCAAAAGAUGCCGCAAAGAGAGUUAUUCCAUUUACAUCUACAAGGUGCUGAAGCAGGUGCACCCUGACACAGGCAUCUCCUCGAAGGCCAUGAGCAUCAUGAAUUCCUUCGUCACUGACAUAUUUGAACGGAUAGCUGGCGAGGCGUCGCGCCUGGCGCACUACAACAAGCGCUCGACCAUCACGUCCCGGGAGAUCCAGACCGCGGUGCGCCUGCUACUGCCUGGGGAGCUGGCCAAGCACGCCGUGUCCGAGGGCACCAAGGCGGUCACCAAAUACACCAGUUCCAAUGGCUUGCACCUUUACAACAACAUGAAAUAGUGACAAGCACACAUUCUUGCCAAAGAUUCUUCUGCCAUCAUUCUGAUUAAAUAUAUGUUGUAUUGAGGAAGAA